This is a messenger RNA of Tachyglossus aculeatus (Australian echidna), 1236 nucleotides long. RefSeq names its product pleckstrin homology domain containing B1 (gene PLEKHB1). Gene Ontology annotation, biological process: regulation of cell differentiation. Gene Ontology annotation, cellular component: membrane. Lineage: Eukaryota; Metazoa; Chordata; Mammalia; Monotremata; Tachyglossidae. The transcript has 7 exons. The record is from RefSeq and is a predicted model, not a curated record. Bases 42 to 677 code for a protein of 211 amino acids.
GACCUGUGGGUGCGCCGGUGCCCGUGUGGGCGCACCGGUGCAUGCGUGUGUGUGGGCGUGCACAUGCGGAUGCCCGUGUGGCUGUGUCCUGGAUGGGGCUCCGGGGAAUCCGACAGCGAGGCUCUGUCCUUCGCCGCUGGAAGAGGAACUGGUUUGUGCUGUGGCUGGACGGGACCCUGGGCUACUCUCAGGACGAGACUGGCCAGGAUGAAGAAGGACGAGUCCUCAUCCGCUUCAACUGUCGCUCUGUGAAGAGCGGCCACGACUGCCCAGACUUGAAGCCCCCCGAGGGGCUGGACCGGAGCUGCCUGCUGACCGUGCACCUGAGGGACGGACCCCGGCUGGUCCUCUGUGCGGAGAGCAAAGACGACGCUGUGGCUUGGAAGACGGCCUUGUUGGAGGCAAGCUAUUCCCUGGUGUACAACCCUUACGACGACUACUACCAGCCGGUGGCCCUGGACGCCCAUCACGUGACCUUCGUCAACACCGGCCACUACGGCCCCUACGCCGGAAUCCUGCCGGGAGCAACUGCACCCGCCUUUUCCAAGCCUGGGCCUGAGGACAAGCAUAUUGCGAGAACCCCCCUUACCACUGCUGUCAGUCUGUGGACGCCUUGGGCCUGGUGGAGAUUUCUAUCCCGGUUGAGAAGAUACUACAAGACCUCCCGGCAUUCCUGAUGCAGGCGCACAUCAAAACCCCAGUCCCCUUCUCCAACACUACAGAUUUCACUUGCGUUGAUGUGUAAGAGCGCAAGACGGCCCAGAACUCUGUGAGUUUGGCUUCACGAGGGAGGAAGCCGCUUCCACUCUGAAGGAGCGGCUGCCCACUGGACGUGGGCAGCGCCUGGGGCCGUAGCAGGCAUGGGCAAGAAAGCUGGGGCGCCUCUCGGCCUGCUGCUCUUUAAUAAACGCUCCUUGCCGCACCCCACCCACUUAACCGAUGGCUUGCCCCCGCUGCCUGGGACCCCGCACCGACCCAGACCCGUUCCCUGCCUACAGACGCCGCCGCCGUCUGAAAACCCCCCGGGUCUCGGCAGGGCCGGGGGAAAGGAUACUGUCUUCUCGGCUCUUGUCCUGAGAGCUUUCCAUCCCGGGCAAGGCCGCGGCCACACGUCGGAAGAGCUGCGGGGAGGGAACAGUCAGAAGAAUGGAAUCAGUUGAUCGACCGAGUACAUCGGGAGUACGGUGUCUGACCUGAUUACCUUGUGUUUUCCCCAGUGCUUAGAACAGGGCUUGA